CAGACGAAAAGUUACAAAAAAAAAACAACAAAGGUUUUGUUCGCCUUCUUUGAUUAUGUAGCAGAUAUUUGUUUCAGUGUAAUCACAUAUUGAUCAUCAAAUUCUACGUUUUCACGAGUCAAUGGCGCAUUGGGCUGGCACACAAAUUUAUCACUAACACUUGGCCUUACAUUUUGAGAAAAAAAUCACAAAUAGAGAGAAAAGUAAUUUUAAACAUUCAGCAGAAUCUGUACAAUGUUGGAAUCUGAAGAUCAAGUGGUGGAGGAGACAUUGGCAGUUGAAGAUGAGGAGGAAUCUUUAUUUCAAGAUAUUGAUCUGUUACAAAAUCAUGGAAUUAAUGUUGCAGACAUAAAGAAACUGAAACAAGUUGGAAUUUGUACAAUAAAGGGAGUACAGAUGACCACAAGAAAGAAGCUUUGUAAUAUUAAGGGCAUAUCUGAGGCAAAGAUGGAGAAAAUCAAAGAAGCUGCAAAUAAACUUAUUGAUCCAGGUUUCCUGACUGCUUUGGAAUAUGCUGAUAAAAGGAAACAAGUGUUUAAUAUCACCACAGGGAGUCAAGAACUCGACAAGUUGUUGGGUGGGGGAAUAGAAAGUAUGGCAAUAACAGAAGCAUUUGGAGAAUUCAGAACUGGUAAAACCCAGCUUUCACACACACUUUGUGUGACAGCCCAACUUCCUGGGGCAAAUGGAUACACUGGAGGGAAAGUGGUGUUUAUAGAUACAGAAAAUACUUUUCGUCCUGACCGUCUUAGAGAUAUAUCAGAUAGAUUCAAUCUGGACCAGAGUGCUGUUCUGGAUAAUGUUCUUUAUGCCAGGGCAUAUACAAGUGAACACCAGUACGAACUGCUAGAUUAUGUUGCUGCCAAGUUUUAUGAAGAAAGUGGAGUCUUCAAACUUCUUAUUGUAGAUUCCAUCAUGGCACUGUUUAGAGUUGACUUCAGUGGUAGGGGUGAGUUGGCUGACAGACAGCAGAAACUAGCACAGAUGUUGUCUAGACUGCAGAAAAUAGCCGAGGAAUACAAUGUAGCGGUUUUCAUUACAAAUCAAAUGACAGCUGAUCCGGGCGCUGCUAUGACGUUUACAGUAGACCCGAAGAAGCCGAUAGGAGGUAAUAUUCUUGCACAUGCCUCAACAACAAGACUAAGCCUGAGGAAAGGGAGAGGCGAAACGAGAAUUUGUAAAAUAUACGACAGCCCGGACAGACCAGAGAGUGAGGCUACGUUUGCUAUCACGCCUGGCGGAAUUUCAGAUGCUAAAGAAUAGAGUUUCAGUGUCUUCCUGUUGGGGUUACAAUGGGCAGCUAUAUAUCUUACCUGAAGUAAACAUUAUUGUUACCAUACCUUAAUAAACAUAGAACAGAAUAGAAUACAACAUGGAUUGUGUGUGUUUUAACAAAGUAUUAAUUAAAAUAACCAUGAAUUGUUAUAGGUUGUGUUUCAUAAGGCAUAGACAAGUUCAUGACAACUAAAGGUUUUUAAAGAGUGUAUAUUCAGUGUUAUAAAAUAAUAGAUACUUGGAGCAACUGCCGUAUGAGAUAUAUUAGUUACAAUGUGAUAAAAAGUAUACAUGUUUAUAUUUAUUUGUUCUUUAUUGUUAACUGUUUAUUACAUAUUUACAUUAUACAUUUCAAUAAUGUUGAAAUUUUAACACUGCCUGGUAAAUUUUUAAUUGAUAUAUUGCAUAUAUUUUGAAACUGAAAUAAAAUGUUGUUUGAACGCUU
This is a messenger RNA of Mercenaria mercenaria, 1720 nucleotides long. Its product is annotated as meiotic recombination protein DMC1/LIM15 homolog. Gene Ontology annotation, cellular component: condensed nuclear chromosome; nucleus. The record is from RefSeq and is a predicted model, not a curated record. Gene Ontology annotation, biological process: DNA strand invasion; DNA repair; chromosome organization involved in meiotic cell cycle. Bases 235 to 1263 code for a protein of 342 amino acids. Gene Ontology annotation, molecular function: single-stranded DNA binding; ATP-dependent DNA damage sensor activity; ATP hydrolysis activity. NCBI's taxonomy places the organism in Eukaryota, Metazoa, Mollusca, Bivalvia, Venerida, Veneridae. The transcript is spliced from 13 exons.